This is a messenger RNA of Cydia strobilella, 1326 nucleotides long. Its product is annotated as enoyl-[acyl-carrier-protein] reductase, mitochondrial. The transcript has 2 exons. Gene Ontology annotation, biological process: fatty acid metabolic process. Lineage: Eukaryota; Metazoa; Arthropoda; Insecta; Lepidoptera; Tortricidae. The record is from RefSeq and is a predicted model, not a curated record. Bases 137 to 1219 code for a protein of 360 amino acids. Gene Ontology annotation, molecular function: trans-2-enoyl-CoA reductase (NADPH) activity. Gene Ontology annotation, cellular component: mitochondrion.
AUGUCAUAAGUCAUUGUCAUUUGUUUUAUUUAUCACAAAAUAAAUAUGUCGUGAUUUAUUGAUAAAAAAAUUAUAUAAACCUUUGUAAAAGAGUAAAAAAAGCAGCAAAUUUUGUGUAAAUCUACAGAAGCAAGCCAUGUCCCUCCUUCCUCUAGGAUACCUUUUAUUAAGAACGACAAAAUGUUACACGACAAGGCACGUACCGGUGCGAAAUUUGAUGUCGAAACAGUUAGUCUACCAACAAUUUGGAGACCCUCUGUGUGUUGUGCAGUUCCGGGAAGCUGCUAUACCACAGCUAGGGGAUCUGGAAGUACUCGUCAGAAUGCUAGCUGCCCCUGUUAACCCUGCCGAUAUAAACACCAUACAAGGAUCACAUCCAGAUUUGCCCUGCUUGCCCCAUGUGCCUGGAGAUGAAGGUGUUGGUGAUAUAAUGGAAAUUGGCCGUAAAGUGACCUACGUAGAGCCGGGCCAUAGAGUAGUCCUAUCUUCCCGACAGCUAGGAUCAUGGAGAUACUAUGGUAUUUACAACGAAACUGAUGUCCAUAAAGUUCCUCCUAACAUACCUUUAGCUGAAGCAAGUAUGCUUACAGUAGCACCUGUGAGUGCCUACAGAUUGCUAAAUGACUUCAAGCAACAAAAGCUAUGUCCUGGACAAUGUAUUGUUCAAAAUGGUGCUAAUAGUGCUAUCGGGCAAAGUGUCAUACAGAUUUGCAAAGCCAUGGGAGUUAACACGCUUAAUAUUGUUGCAAAUCACUGUGGGUAUGAAUCUGUCAAAGAACACUUGUUAAGUAUAGGUGCUACAAAAGUUUAUACCCUUGAAGAAGCUGAAGAAUUGGCAUGUUGUGGUUUAAGUUUUCAGCGACCAACAUUAGCACUUAAUUGUAUAGGAGGGAGAUAUGAAGAUGUUAUGCUCAUGCUUCUCGAACGCUGUGGAGACAUGGUAUAUUAUGGAGGAGCUUACUGUCUACCCCUAAACCAAUACAUGCGCAAUGAUGUUUGGUUUCACAAAUUCUUAUUGUCCAAUUGGGAUCAAAAUACAACAAAUGUUGAGAAAGAAUUUACAUAUAAAUAUAUACAAGAGCUGAUAGUAAUGGGGAAGUUUAGAGCGCCUAUGUAUGAACCUGUAAUGCUUAAGUAUUAUGACUAUGCUCUCAGGAAUACAUGUCAUUGUGAAGCUUUUUCGACCCUUAAUUAUGUGUUCGAUUUUACAUUGAUUUAAGACCGUACCUACGUGCUGAACUCACCCAACCAAUAAAUCGUAUUUAGUUGAAUGCGUCCUUGUGAUUUAAAUUUCUAAAACUUUAUUUUAAAGAUAAUAAAUUACGA